CACAGAGACAGAGACAGAGACAGAGACAGAGACAUUAUUAUAUGAAUAUGGUGCUUCGGGUGCUGAAAACCCCACGUUAAGGACCCAUCUCUUCAUGGAUUCCUUGCUAGUGCCUCAAUUUUCACCCCUCGCAUCUCAUUGGCUGAGAAACACCAGCCUUAUGGCGUAAUGCGGGCAUAGUUUUUUGUUAUUGAAAGAAUUGUAAGCCAUGGAUGCUUCUUCUUUGGAGGUUCAUCGUGGGGGCAUUAUGGAAGUCAAAGAGUUGGUAUUUGAUUCAUCAAAGUGCAGUAAGUUAAGCUUGGAGCAAAAGAGAGUAGUAGUAUAUGAGUUGUCGAAGUGGUCAGAUGGUGCAGCAGAUAUUCUACAAGCAUGGAGCCGUCAAGAUAUCCUGCAAAUCCUCUGUGCAGAGCUCGGGAAAGAAAGGAAGUAUACGGGCUUAACAAAGUUAAAGAUAAUCGAGCACCUUUUGAAAGUCGUGUCUGAUAAGAAAUCCCUGGUGCAAGGAACUGCAAGUCUCCCUGAAAGACAGCCUUUAUUAGACAACGGUGAAAUGACUCCCAAACGGCAAAGGAAAUCUGAUAACCCGAGUCACUUACUUUCUGCAGCAAAUACUGAUGCAUCUAACAUUGCUGAUGGUGAUUUAAUUAAUACCACUUACUGCAAAAAUUCAGCUUGUAAAGCUAAACUGAAUCGUGAAGAUGUGUUUUGCAAAAGGUGUUCGUGCUGCAUUUGUCGACAGUAUGAUGACAACAAGGACCCAAGCCUGUGGUUAGUUUGCGGCUCAGACCCUCCAUUUCAAGGCAAGUCAUGUGGCAUGUCGUGUCACCUUGAAUGUGCCCUGCGGCACGAAAAAUCUGGGAUCACUAAUAAUAGGCAGGAUAAGGGACUUGAUGGGAACUUUUGUUGUGUAUCUUGUGGAAAGGUGAAUGAUUUGCUCGGCUCAUGGAGAAAGCAACUAACAGUGGCUAGUAAUACGAGGCGUGUGGAUAUAUUGUGCUAUAGACUCUCCUUAAGCCGAAAGAUUCUUGCUGGAACUAAGCAUUACAAAAAUCUAUAUGGAAUCAUUGAUGAAGCAGUGAAAAAGCUUGAAGAGGAUGUCGGUCCUUUAACUGGUUUACCUGUGAAGACAGCAAGAGGAAUUGUAAACAGGCUUUCAUCAGGACCAGAAGUUCAGAGAUUAUGUGCUUCUUCAGUAGAUUCUCUCAACUCAAUAAUUUCUAACAGGGAGUCCGAUAUACCUUCUGUUUUCUAGGUACCACUAUGCUUGCUGCAAAACUUGUCAGAUUUGAAGAUAACAACAUUAGAGAGAGAGAAAUGCAUCAAGCCCAGUUCCA
Olea europaea var. sylvestris is the source of this 1334-nucleotide messenger RNA. Its product is annotated as VIN3-like protein 2. The transcript has 6 exons. Gene Ontology annotation, biological process: epigenetic regulation of gene expression; vernalization response. NCBI's taxonomy places the organism in Eukaryota, Viridiplantae, Streptophyta, Magnoliopsida, Lamiales, Oleaceae. The coding region runs from base 209 to 1252 and encodes 347 amino acids. The record is from RefSeq and is a predicted model, not a curated record.